UACUGUUUCACUUUUAGCUCGCUGUGUUGCCACUUUCAUCUGUUUAAUGUGAAAUAUGUAUAGAUAAGCGCUAUCCCUGGCUGUAAUAUAGUAUAUAAUCAUCCAGUUGGCUGGGUGGUGCAAUAUUCGUGAUUUUAUUGGCGCGCUCGUGCGGAAUGGGAAUCGCCUGAGAGGUUAAACGAGGUAAACAAAAACGGUGUAAUGACACGUUUUGCCUUUAGGAAAUGUAGACAGUUAUAUUGGAUACAGAUUACCAAACCCAUCUAAAUGGCAUGCAUGUUAAAUAAUAAGGUUAUACAUUAAGCUGGAGCUAACUGUGCUUAUAAGAGACGGCAGGAUCCACACUUUUGUGUCUGUUCCUGGACAACCAUGCCUCAGAUGGACUCCCAAGGUGAGCCAGAAAAAAACAGCAGACCCUCAGGUGGUGGUGGAGCCAGGAUCCUCGCUUUGACUAUUUGCUCUGCAGCCAUUGGAGGCACCUUCCAGUACGGCUACAACAUCUCCAUCAUCAACGCUCCCACCAGCUACAUCCAGACCUUCAUCAAUGACACCUACAUGGAGCGAUGGGGCACCAGCUUGGACGGUCCUCAGCUCACCUUGGUGUGGACCAUCAUUGUUUCAGCCUUCCCCCUCGGAGGGUGGCUCGGAGCCCUGCUCGCCGGGCCUCUCUCAGUGCGUUUCGGCAGGAAGAACUCGCUGCUUCUGAACAACAGUUUUAUGUUCGCCGGUGCCAUCCUCGUGCUCACGUCCAGGGCGGCGAAGUCCUUCGAGAUGAUCAUCUUCGCUCGCUUUCUGGUUGGGAUGAACUCGGGUGUCAGCAUGAACGUUCAGCCUAUGUACUUUGGAGAAAGUGCCCCGAAACAUCUCCGGGGCGCCGUGGCUUUCUCCUCUGCUGUUUUCACCGCAUUCGGGAUCUUCCUGGGUCAGGUUGUUGGACUCACUGAGGUUCUGGGUGCACAGCAUCUUUGGCCCUAUUUGCUAGCUAGUAACGCUUUCCCAGGGUUGCUUCAGCUCCUUACCUUACCCUGGUUUCCAGAAAGCCCCAGGUACCUUCUCAUCGACCGGGGAGACAAGGAAGCUUGUGUCAAGGCGCUCGGGAGGCUUCGUGGUGGGGUAGCUCCCAUCUCGGAGGUGGAGGAGAUGCUUCAGGAGCAGGAGCAGCAAAAAUCUGCAGCCUUGAACUCUGGAUCAUCUGCCAACAAGACACCUUGGACUCUGUUUAAAGAUAAAGACCUGCGCUCCCAGCUCAGGACAGUCAUGGCUGCCAGUAGCGCCAUGAUGCUCUGCGGCAACGACUCCAUCUACUUCUACGCUUACUACAUCUUCCUCGCAGCGGGGAUCCCUGCACAGAAAAUCCAAUACAUCACCAUCGGCACCGGGGCGUCCGAGUUUACCGCCUCUAUCCUGAGCAACCUGCUGAUCGAGCGUGUGGGACGACGGUACCUUCUCAUCGGAGGGUACAGUCUUAUGUCUUUCUGGACUGUGGUCUUCACUGUGGCUCUGAACCUCCAGAGUCGAGGGGUGACUGGCAUGGCGUACCUCAGCAUGGUGUGCGUGUUCUGCUACAUCCUCAGUUUUGGUCUUGGGCCUGCUGGGGUCACGGGGAUCCUACCGGCCGAGAUCUUUGACCAAUCUGCUCGCCCGGCAGCGUACAUGGUAGCCGGGUCGUUCAUGUGGAUCAGCUUGUUUCUGGUGGGAAUGCUGUUCCCGUUCAUCGUCAAAGGCUUGGGGGACUUCUGCUUCCUGCCCUUCUUGGUCGUGUGUGUGUCCUCCGCUGUGUUUCUGGGACUCACCUUACCAGAGACUAAAGGGAAGACGCUGGCGGAGAUCACCGCAGAGUUUGAUAGAAGGAAUGGAAAGAAGAAAGAGUAUUCAGACAUACAGAUGGACGAGCAAAUCAAGGAGCAGUACCAGCUGGGUAAAGCCGCCUCUAUCACAAACCUUAUGCUGGAUCCUGACACCAAACCUGACCUGGAGAUUAUACAACCUGAAGUGAAUGUGUAAAAGAAAUGCCUAUGUAUGCUGUUUUUAUUAUGUGGUAAGUCCUGCCCAGCUCCAGCAGAAGUACAAUAGAGUCAAAGUAAUAUAUAGUCAUUUGUAUAUGAAUUACUAACCCAAUGUUGUGUUGAAUUCUUGGGGAAAUUAUAGCUUUUUCUCGCAAGUAAGGAACCAAAAAUGGAGAGAUGAUUUGGAGUUAAUGGAUGCUGCCUUUUAUAAACAACAGAACUGUACUGAAACAUGUGUUUACAAACCCUUACACAACUUAUGCAGUAUAGUAUAAGUCUACAUAUUCGGUCAUAUGUUCACUAACUCACACUGUCAUUGAACGCUUAAUAUUUACAUCACUUCAGACUGCAUGGACAGCCUGUUUAUGUCUAAUAUAAAGUAAGGUUUGAGUCAAAAUGCAGAUGUUUGGCCAGUCGAGCGACAUAUAAUUGGAUUUAGUUUUUCUAAAUCCAAUUAUAUUAUGACGUUUUUUUUUAUCCCACGUUGUGUGGAAGCUUGAGAGAAAAAGAACAUUUCCUUUGCAGGCAACACAAAGCAAAGAUAUGAAUAGUCAUUUUAAGGCUUUUGUUAUUGAUGCUCUCUGUUAAUUAUCUACAGAAUGGACGCUCUUUAGCAGCCAGACAGUAUGACCGUACGAUUAAUAAUUGCCUUACAAAAGGGGUGCGUACUGUUCUACAUACAUAUCCGUUCAAUCUCCAGUGAGAGUAGCACCAUAGGACUGCUGUAGUUCACUUUUAAAUCCGUCCCUGCUCCAUUUCAUUCAGUCAGUUAAAUAUCAGUGUGAUUAAAGGAGAACACAACCUAAAAUAUGUUGCUACCAUGGUUUAGAAAAGUCCAAUCAAUAUGUGUGAGAAAGUCGCUCUCAAAGCCAGAAACCAGAGGAAUGAGCCUGUUUGUAUGGACCUACAGGAUGCCUUAUCUAUUUAUACCCAAAUAAAUAAUAUUUAUAAUUGAUAUGGUCCGCUUAAACUCAGAAAAUUCCCUCUCCUAUUUCUUCUAUAACAUAUUUCCCAACUUUAAACCAAUAUUGUCGGACUGUCUUGGAUGAAAAAUUGAUGUAGUUCUGUUUUAACAUGUCAAAUUAAAGCCAAAUUAUACACAUUUUAACCUUAAAAUGAUCAUUAUAGGGUCCCAAAAACCUUCCUGCAUCUUCAAAAAAAAGUGAUUGCACGAAGAUUAUACUCCUCAGACGUAGCAGCACAUUCACACUCUCUGAAACUCUGUGAAGGUCUUAACAGUAGACUGGGCAAUCGUUUUGAAUUGCACGUGUUAAAGGAUUACCUUCUAAUUCAACACUUCUGCACGGGGCAGAUAACAGUGCUUGUUUUGUUUGAAUGUAAUCUGAUUAUAAACUCUGUUUGUGGGCAUGUUUAUCCAGCCAGUGAACCAUGAUUGUGUUAUUUAACUGUUCAGUGAACCAUACGGGAAUUGAGUGGUGCAGGAAUUAAGUUUUAAACCCAGUGAUUAGUUAGCAUUUUACAACUUCUGGGAUCCCUUCGUCUGAAUGCUUUUUAAUUUGUUUUUGAAGAGAUUUUGUUGAACGUCUUAAAAUAUGGUGGAUUUAAAAACAGCGGCUGCUAUGAAGUGCCUAAAUGAGACGACUAAACGUCAUCAAGCAACAUUAGCCGCCUUUAGCUUAGCGGUGGCUACGUGAAGUCAUGUGACCGUGCUGUAGUUUCUUUAUAGCCCAACAUUAGCCGCCUUUAGCUUAGCGGUGGCUACUUGAAGUCAUGUGACCGUGCUGUAGUUCCUUUAUAGCCCAACAUUAGCCUCCUUUAGCUUAGCUGUGGCUACUUGAAGUCAUGUGACCGUGCUGUAGUUCCUUUAUAGCCCAACAUUAGCUGCCUUCAGCUUAGCGGUGGCUACUUGAAGUCAUGUGACCGUGCUGUAGUUCCUUUAUAGCCCAACAUUAGCCUCCUUUAACUUAGCGGUGGUGACGUGAAGUCAUGUGACCAUGCUGUAGUUCCUUUAUAGCCCAACAUUAGCUGCCUUCAGCUUAGCGGUGGCUACUUGAAGUCAUGUGACCAUGCUGUAGUUCCUUUAUAGCCCAACAUUAGCCUCCUUUAGCUUAGCGGUGGUGAGGUGAAGUCAUGUGACCGUGCUGUAGUUCUUUUGUAGCCCAACAUUAUUAUUUUUUUACUUCUAGCAAUUGCCUUUAGUCCUACAUAUACUUAAAAGUGGUGUUAAUAUGUGAAUAUUAUCCUGAAGUUUCAUAAAGGUGCGCCACAGAUCUUAUUUUAUGCAAAAAUCCUGAAUCCAAUCGAAAAAUCCCAUUGGAUUUUUAUCGAGGGAUAACUUCUGGGUCAACUUAGAAAAAUACAUCAUUUCUGCACCACUCUCGGGACUGAAAGCCUCUUUAAUUUAUAUGUGUGACCUCUUUGUUAUUUAUGCAUCAACUGGAAUGUAUGUAAACCAGCUGGAAUCCCACCCCAUGUAGGUUUCCCACUGCCUAUACCAGCAUGACUCCAUUGAACCACCUCAUGUAAUGUUUUCUGUGUGUUCCUCAUGCACUGUAUUUAUGAUCGCAGCUCUGCAGACAGCCAGUAGAUGUCCCCAUUGGCUCUAUGUAUCCUCUGCUUUCCUUCAAACAUGAAGCUGUAAAUAUGGGAACGACUGACAGAUGUAACACCCAGGGUAAAAGAUGACACUUUUAAAUCAACAGCUGUCAUCCCAAUGCCCUUGCAAGCCUUCUGUUGACCAUCUGUCUGCGUGUUCCCUUCUUCACGUUAUUUUUUCCGAAGAAGCAGAUAUUUAUUAUUUUAUAUUUGCCAAAGAUAUGUUUUUAUAAAUCAAAUGUUUUUCUUGCUGGAUUUUAAAGGGAAAACCCACUGCUGUAUGUGACACGUUUGCACUGACUGUACGAGAUAUUUGUAAUUGUAUGACGCCGUGUUUCCAAAGCAUGACAAACCUCAAAGCUUUACUUUGAAGGAAUAUAUAUUUUGCACAUUGGAACUAUUUAUUAAAUGACAAAUACUACUGUGUACAACCAUAAAGCUCAAGUGCUGACCUACA
Molecule: messenger RNA, 5019 nt
Organism: Eleginops maclovinus (Patagonian blennie)
Lineage: Eukaryota; Metazoa; Chordata; Actinopteri; Perciformes; Eleginopidae
Product: solute carrier family 2, facilitated glucose transporter member 11-like
Exons: 1
Coding region: 370-2004 (544 amino acids)
Biological process (GO): monosaccharide transmembrane transport
Cellular component (GO): plasma membrane
Molecular function (GO): hexose transmembrane transporter activity
Source: RefSeq, a predicted model, not a curated record